GCUGUGUUGGCAGUCUGCGCGCCGAGGUUUGGGCACUCUUUGGGGUGCUGAGGGCUGGGCGGAUGGCUCAGGAUUGGGCGGGCUUCUCCGAGGAAGAGCUGAGGAGGCUAAAGCAGAAUAAAGAUCCGUUUGAACCUCAGCGCCGUCUUCCUGUGAAAAAAACUCGACAACAGCUUCAGCGAGAAAAAGCCCUUCUGGCACAGAGCCAAAAGCUUGGUCUUCAAGAUGGAUCCACCGCAUUACUUCCAGAGCAGCUGCUCUCUGCACCCAAACAGAAAGCGAACAAUCAAAAACCGUGUCCUUCUUCCCCUGCUGCUCCUAGUCCUCUCACACUCACCUCCUCUACGGGCAAUGGAAAGCCACAAGGUGUUGAAAGUCAACCACGAGAACCAGGACUUGAGAAUUCCCAUCACAGAAAUGCUGAGAUUCGAGCUCAAAAGCCAGAUUGCAAAGAGGAGAAAAAGAAAAUGGAAUUGCAAGAAAAAUCUCGUUGGGAAGUCCUCCAACAAGAACAGCGAGUAAUGGAAGAGAAAAAUAAACGUAAGAAAGCCCUUUUGGCUCAAGCCAUUGCGGAAAGAUCUAAAAGGACUCAAGCAGAGACCAUGAAACUAAAGAGGAUUCAGAAGGAGUUACAAGCCUUAGACGACAUGGUGUCGGCUGAUAUUGGAAUCCUCAGGAACAGAAUUGACCAGGCCAGCCUAGAGUAUUCCUAUGCACGGAAGCGCUUUGACCGGGCUGAAGCUGAGUACAUUACAGCAAAGCUGGAUUUACAGCGCAAAACCGAGACAAAAGAACAGCUUACCGAACACCUCUGUACCAUCAUCCAGCAGAACGAACUCCGGAAGGCCAAGAAACUGGAGGAGCUGAUGCAGCAGCUGGACGUGCACGCUGAUGAGGAGGCUUUGGAACUGGAGGUGGAGGUUGAACAGUUGCUUCGAGAACAAGAAGCAGAGGCAGGCAAACAAGUGGCUACUGCGGAGAGGCUGUGUCAGCCUGACGGGGAGAGUGUGUCCUCAGGAAUGGCUGAAGAGAACAAAGAGCCUCAAGAGCAAGCUGCUUCCCCACAGGCAGACAAGCCUGGCAAACAUUGCAGUAGCACUUCUCUUAGACCAGAUUGCCCAGACAGAGGAGCCAAGAACUCUUCAGCUGCUGUGGCCACAUGAGGGACUGGUGUUUUUCCAGUUAACAUAUUUCUGUGGUAAAUUAUAGCCUGUCCCAUAAAACUUCUUCAAACCUGUUCGAACCAUUCUUAGUGUUAGUAUAUCACUAUGUCAGAUCAUCCCAAAAUCACAAUUGUGAUGGUUUCCUAUGUAAGACAUAUUGACUCCUUGGUGUUCCUUCAAUCCUUGUUACUGAGUUAAAAUAAGUGACUCAAGGGAUGGAGGAGCCGCGGUCCCUGGGUUUGAUCUCCAGCACUACAGAAAGAGCAAAAUGGUUGGAGACUGAGUUAAAUAAGUGACUCAAGGGAUGGAGGAGCCGCUGUCCCUGGGUUUUAUCUCCAGCACUACAGAAAGCAAAAUGGUAGGACGAAAACUACACGGCCAGAGUGUUUGAGCAGGUAGACUCAGAAAAACAAAGUGAGAUGCUUUCUAAUACUUGACCAAACUUAACUUGUGAGAAAAUAACAAGAUUGCUUGGCUUCUAUGCAGUCAUUAAAAAGCCAGAAAUUAUUACAAACAGAGAGAGGAGAAGAGAAAAACGGUCAGAUUACCAAUCUGGAUACUACUAGAAUGACUACACACAACUUGGAAAUCAACUUGGAAAUUAUGUAAGGAAUUAGAAAACGUAAGCCAGCAUUAUUUUCCCUUUAAAUUGCUGGUAAAUGGUUUCUUGUCUACACCUGAAUCUUGGUUAGCUGAUACCCAUCCAUAAACAUACUGUCUGUGUGUAACUUCACAUUUACUGUACUCUGUUUUUCUUAAUGGAUUGACAGGUAAAAUUCAGACAAAUUUUUAAAGUGAAUACGGAAAUGGUGAAUUUUAUUGCCACUUGAUAAUCCAACAAUGAUGUAUGAGAGAUGUAUAUGUUGGGUAUUGAUUAUGCUGUCAUAAAGCAUUUAAAUCAUUAAAGUACUCAUUUUCUAAUUAGUUUCAUAAUUUGUUAAUCACCUGUUUUUUAAUACUUGACCGCUGAUUGUGCUAGAUGUGAAUGUUUUAGUUUUGCCACAAAAUACACCAAUAUUAUCAUAAAUUAUGAUCUGUUUAGCAGAAAUUACAAAAAAAAUAAAUAUUUUUUGGUCAUAAAAAAGGAGCUAGUAUUAAAGAAGAUAAAGACAUUUGUAUCAUAAUGCAUUAUAGAAAAUUUACAGACAUCCUGUUUUUAAAUUGUUGUUUAAGGCAUUAUCUAGUGAUAAUAAGGAUGCUUUGUAUUUUUCAGUGACCUAAGCUGCAAGUAUGAUUUCCAGUUGCUGACUUCUAAGCACAAACAUUUAUUUAGAUGCUGUUAUUUUUAUUUAUGAAAAAACUCCGUUGCCCUGUACAGUCUUAUUUUUCUAAGGAAUAAACAAGUCUGAUAUGUUUA
This is a messenger RNA of Psammomys obesus (fat sand rat), 2520 nucleotides long. It is a transcript of the gene Gorab, whose product is annotated as golgin, RAB6 interacting. The transcript has 5 exons. The coding region runs from base 63 to 1163 and encodes 366 amino acids. NCBI's taxonomy places the organism in Eukaryota, Metazoa, Chordata, Mammalia, Rodentia, Muridae. The record is from RefSeq and is a predicted model, not a curated record. Gene Ontology annotation, biological process: non-motile cilium assembly.